This is a messenger RNA of Anopheles coustani, 1486 nucleotides long. RefSeq names its product putative OPA3-like protein CG13603. The coding region runs from base 92 to 865 and encodes 257 amino acids. The record is from RefSeq and is a predicted model, not a curated record. Gene Ontology annotation, biological process: regulation of lipid metabolic process. Gene Ontology annotation, cellular component: mitochondrion. NCBI's taxonomy places the organism in Eukaryota, Metazoa, Arthropoda, Insecta, Diptera, Culicidae. The transcript has 3 exons.
UUUAUUUACUUUUGUCGUACCGCAAAACUUUCUCAACUGCACACCUUUUAUUCACAGUUUCUUUCUGUUCAGUGUAUCAACGUGAGCAAACAUGGUUGUGGGUGCAUUCCCGGCCGCCAAACUUGGCGUACUGGCCAUGAAACAGAUAUCUAAACCGAUUGCAAACUUGCUAAAAGAGCGUGCGAAAAACAGUCCCUUCUUUCGGAAGUACGUUUGUAUGCCUCCGGCUCAGUUUUACAAUUGGAUGGAGGUAAAGACGAAAAUGUGGGCCCUGAACUUGGGCAAGCCUACCACGGUGCCGGUACUGAACGAAGCAAUGGCCAUAGACCUGGGAGCGAAUUUGCUUGGCGAAAUUAUCAUCUUCACUAUCGGUGCCGGCUUACUAUUGCUGGAAUAUCAGAGGCAAGUGAGAAAGGAGGAAAAUAAAGAAGAAAUGGCCAUUCAGGAGAAGCUGGAAUUACAGGCUACCAUAAAUGAGCUAAUUUUCCAAGUUCAACGCCAGGACACACAAAUUCGAGAAAUGGCGCGGGUAGUUGCAGAUCUCGAGUCGAAAUCCUCCUGGAAACCGAAAAUUUUGGACGAACUACCAGGGUUCACGAAGAAAAGUAAAAGUGAACAACCUUUGUAUAUUCCUGCCAUACCGGAUGUCGGCUCCAAAGACGGACUCAAAAAUAGUGGUAAUAGUGGCGUCAUUACCAAAGCGCUAGACAUUAUCGAUAACGAAGUUUUUUAUAGGGACAGCUCUGCAAGCGAAUCAGACGACGAGUUCUCGAUAGCACGCAACCAAGGGAUAGUCACUCGUAGCUUAAAUUACCUAUUACAACUCAACUCCAUGCCAGCUAACACUAAUCCCAAACAAAAGUAGGAAAUUUGUUCAUUUUUAACGUAUUGCGGUUCGUUGAAACUUAUUUUCAAUGUGCAAUACUGCUGUAACAUGGUACGUUAAACUAUUCCACCUGUUGGUUGGUUGUAUUUAAGAAGAGUACAGUUCAACGUUGUGUCAUUGCAUUUUCACAUCGUUUUUUCUCAGACUCAAACGAUAACUCCUCUUACUUCUAAAAAAACUCAUCUUGAGCGAUAAUUUUUCAAUUAUGAUAACACAUUUCUAAUUCGCUCUUUAUUAUAGCAUUCGUUUGAAUCCCGUUUUUCUGCUGAUGAUGCAACAUAAAACGCAUUUUUACGUACCAAACAAUAGUUUGUUCUCUGACAGCUCUGUAGUGCAAACACCACUAAUGAGACACAUUAUAGUUAAAAACGAUAUAAUUUGUGUGAUUAAAUAACACGCGUUGCAAAGUGAAACAGUAAAAUAGUGGAAUAGUUUAAUGUGUCCUAGGCACAAAGAUAACAUGUGCUGUAUCGUUACAAAGUGAUAUGUUGCACUAUGUAUAUAUUUGUUGAAGAAUCUAGUACCAGGAUUGAAAGUGGAGAGAAGAGGUAAAGAUCAGAACGUGAACAAGCGAAAAAUAAUAAUAAAGACAGUGUAAAC